AGAUUUGGAAUUUUUCCUAUGCAACUGUUUAGACGCAAAUGAAUAAUUCUAUUGAAUAGCGUCCUUCAGAGGAUGUUGUUAUCGCUUAUCUAGACAUUUGUAUCGAAUUCUUGGAGGAGUGCGGUUGAUUCGGAGAUACUUCCACUUUUCAUUUGUGUAGUAAUGAUCACCGUAAAGAGGGUUCAUAUUGUUUCUGCUCGAAAUAUGCCACUCUGUUCCUGCUUAAUCAUACCUUGUCAUCAUUUUACGUUAGAAGAUCAUGCCAUUUUUUUAUCACCAACUCCAGAGAUAGCGGCUAUUGUUCAAAAACGAUUCAAUUUUGCACUAUUUAUUUUACACUUGUGUCAAUUUAUGCAUCGCAAUUUCAAUGUUCACCCUAUUAUCACGCACAUAUUGACAUAUAGAAUAGAAAGAGAGGGUCGAUUGGAAUAUUUUGUCAAUAUUAACAAAGCCGAUCCAGAUACAGGGAAAACAGCUCUUCAUUAUGCCUGUCUAUUUGCAAAAGAGAAUGUGGUUAAUUUUUUACUUAGUUCACCAGGUAUAGAUCCAGACAGAAUCGAUGAUUUAAGUUUUCCUCCUCUUACGUAUUAUCCUUUACGAGAGUUUCCAUGCAGCAACGAUUCAAAAUUGAGGACUUAUGUCAUUCGUAAAAGUCAAAAGCUCUACAAUUUUCUCUUUCACAAUUACAAACCCCAGACGUGGGAUUCGACCAUUUUCGAACAUGUGGAAUUGAAUUGGUUUUUGCUCUCGAAUGGAAGACAAAUACAGAAACUAUUGCGUGAGAUACGAGAUAGAAAGGGUAAUACGCUUUUGCACUAUGCAGCUAAAAUGAACAAGCAAGAAUUGGUAGCAAUAAUUCUCUUUUUAGAUCCUUCCACUCAAUUUGUCCCAAAUAUUAAGGGGAAAUUGCCCAUUCAUAAGUGUCGAACCAAUGGAAUAUUAAAUAUUUUGGAUUAUACUGGACAUUUGUAUCGCAAAUAUUAUUUUAAUUCGACUACCUUAGCACGCGGUGUGCAAAAUCCCAUGACUUUAUUAUAUUACUUUUUUCCAGACAUUUUUUUGCAUUAUGGGGAUAAAAAACCCUACGUAGUAGGUAAUUUAUACCAUUUUGUAGAAUAUUUAUCUUAUUUGAUGCCCUUUCAGUUAAGGCAAAUUUCCACUUGGGUGAGAGAUACAGUUCAAAACACACUGUGGCAUAUUAUUGCAAAUAUGAAUAAUUUACCAAAUAAAUGUCAUUAUUUUGAUUCGUUAGAUCCAUCGAUUAUAGAUUUGCGGAAUAUUUUUGGCAAUACGGCUUUACAUAUGGCACGUUGCGAGGAGGAUAAAAAAUAUUUAUUGCAAUUGGGUGCUCAUCCAGAUUACAUCAAUUUGGCUGAGGAAAUUCCUAUUCAGAAAAAGACGAACAACUCUACUACUGAACUCUUGGUGUGUUCUUUACAGUGUUUGGCAGCACGAAAAGUGCAACCAAAAAAUGCACCUGGGCAUUUGAAACAUUUUGUAGAUUCUCACCACCCACAGAAAAAUCUGGAAGUGUAUUUUGUGAAUAUUGAAAGUUAACAUUUUAACGCGCAGAUUUUAUGAAAAAUUGACAAAAUAUUUUUUUUUUUUCAGAUUUUAUG
Parasteatoda tepidariorum (common house spider) is the source of this 1619-nucleotide messenger RNA. The record is from RefSeq and is a predicted model, not a curated record. Lineage: Eukaryota; Metazoa; Arthropoda; Arachnida; Araneae; Theridiidae.